This is a messenger RNA of Mus pahari (shrew mouse), 504 nucleotides long. RefSeq names its product alpha-S2-casein-like A. The coding region runs from base 1 to 504 and encodes 167 amino acids. The record is from RefSeq and is a predicted model, not a curated record. NCBI's taxonomy places the organism in Eukaryota, Metazoa, Chordata, Mammalia, Rodentia, Muridae. The transcript has 9 exons. Gene Ontology annotation, cellular component: extracellular region. Gene Ontology annotation, molecular function: protein homodimerization activity; zymogen binding.
AUGAAGUUCUUCAUCUUUGCCUGCCUGGUGGCUGUUGCUCUGGCAAAGCAUGAAAUGAAGGACAAGUCCUACAGUGAGGAUUCUGCUAGCAGUUCAUCCAGUGAGGAAUCUUCUGAGGAAGUCAGUGAAAAAAUUGUACAGUCUGAGGAACAAAAGGUCAACCUAAACCAGCAGAAAAAAUUCAAGCAAUUUUCCCAGGAGUCUUUCUUUCCCCAAUUUUGCACACCUCUUCACCAGCAGCAGCAGACCAGUGUGAACCAGUGGCCCAAGUCCAACGCCAUCCAUAACAUGCCCACCCAGGUGAGUGCUGCGCUGCUGCUUUGGGAAAUCCUGAAGAAGAUCAUUGAUAUGAUUAAGUACAUCCCAUCUCAACAAGUCGCCAUCCCCCAAUUUCCCCAAGCUCUUCAUCCUCAAAUACCUGUGAGCUACUGGUACCCCAGUAAGGAUUACACCUUCCCAAAUGCUCACUAUAUGGAAGCAAUCAUUAGACAGGCUUCAUCGUAG